UCUAACAUUUUUCCCUUCCAUUUUUCACAGCAAAGCAGAAAAAUCAUCUCCAAUCAUGGAAACAUCUUCUUCUGAAUCCAGAAUGGCCACUGCCAAGGCUAUUGUCUCUGCCGCGGCUUCCGUCGCCGCCACUCUGAUGGUGGCCCGAUCAAUAGCCAAUGAUUUCCUGCCGCAUGAACUCCGAAGCUACUUCUUCUUCAACACUAGUAGAUUCUUCAGCCGUUUCUCCUCCACUGUCACCAUGGUCAUCGAAGAAUACGACGGGCUUGUCUAUAACCAAAUCUACGAGGCCGCAAAGAUCUAUUUAGGCACCAAAAUAUCUCCCUCCACCAGGAGGUUCAGAGUGAGCAAACCGGAGAAAGAAAAGAACUUUGUUGUCACCAUGGAGAGUAACGAGGAGGUGGAGGACGUCUACUCCGGCGUCAAAUUUAAGUGGAUUUUUGUUUGCCAGCAGGUAGAGGAUCGGAGCUUUAACAAUCCUCGCGACAUUGGUUCCACACUCAGAUCCGAAGUCCGUUCCUUCGAGCUCUGUUUCCCCAACAAACACAAAGAAAUGGUACUCAACUCUUACUUGCCAUACAUCGUCAAAGAAGCGAAAUCCAUGGUCCAAAAACAGAAGACCCUGAAAAUCUUCACCGUCGAGUACGAGCGGAUGUACUCUUGUAUGUCCGACCUAUGGAAAUCGGUGAAUCUGGAUCACCCUGCAACCUUCGAAACUCUGGCGAUGGAACCAGAACUGAAAAACACCAUUUUGAAGGAUCUGGACAGGUUCUUGAGGCGGAAGGAUUAUUACAGACAAGUGGGGAAAGCUUGGAAGAGAGGGUACUUGCUGUACGGUCCACCGGGGACGGGGAAAUCGAGCUUGAUUGCGGCCAUGGCAAAUUACUUGAAUUUCGAUGUUUAUGACUUAGAGUUGAGUGAGCUACGCUGCAACUCGGACCUCAGGAAAUUGCUGGUGGCGACGGCAAAUCGGUCGAUUCUGGUGGUGGAGGAUAUAGACUGUACUAUCGAAUUGGAAAAUCGGGCGGCAGAGAACAGAACUGUCAAUCGACAUGGUUAUUACGGUCGUCAAGAACAGGUGACCCUAUCAGGAUUGCUGAAUUUCAUAGACGGACUGUGGUCGAGCUGUGGGGACGAGAGGAUCAUCAUCUUCACCACCAACCACAAAGAAAAACUGGAUCCGGCACUGCUGCGUCCAGGGCGGAUGGACGUGCACGUCCACAUGUCCUAUUGCACUCCAUGUGGAUUUAGAGCUCUGGCUGCCAAUUACAUGGGAAUAGAAGACCACGAGCUCUUCGGAGAAAUUGAGGAGGCAAUCAGGACGACGGAGGUGACCCCAGCAGAGGUGGCGGAGCAGUUAAUGAGAAACGAUGAUGAUCUCGACGCCCUGCUUAGUGGCCUAAUCCAAUUUCUUAAGGUGAAGAAGAGGGAGAAUGAGGAGGCAAAGGCCAAGAAGAAUAGUGCACAACAAGAAUCGACGGCUACUGAAGGAGGACAAACCGAGGAAGAAGAGAACGAAAGUAGAGAAUCACUUUAGUAUAUGUCAGGAUUAAAUUAAGUGUACUGUUAAGGCCACAAACAAAAUGAUUAAGUGUACUGUUUUUAAUUAAAGUUAUUUUUCUGA
This is a messenger RNA of Rubroshorea leprosula, 1624 nucleotides long. Lineage: Eukaryota; Viridiplantae; Streptophyta; Magnoliopsida; Malvales; Dipterocarpaceae. The record is from the annotation of a GenBank genome assembly.